Messenger RNA from Paramecium primaurelia, 6794 nucleotides. The record is from the annotation of a GenBank genome assembly. Lineage: Eukaryota; Ciliophora; Oligohymenophorea; Peniculida; Parameciidae.
AUGUAAUCUGGACAGCUCCUGAAUUUAUAAAGGCUUGAGAGAUAAUACUUAUAGACACUAUCUUAGAAUGGAUGGGAAUCUCCUGUUGUUGUUAAUGCAGCAGUUGAAUUUGCAAAUACUUUGAUAAGAGAUGGAAGAACAUUAUUAAAAUCUGAUAACAAUCCUUAAGCAGAAAUGUUCUUUAAUAGAGCAAAAGAAGUAGAUAAAUUAUCAAUUCAAAUAGAUCACAACACCUAUCUCAAUUACAAGUGGAAUAUUUUAUACAGCCAAUUUUGUACGUGCAAGAGGUAAUGCAAUAUUGUAGAUUGUUUAAUUGUAUGAGUAACAAAAUCAAUAUCAAAAAGCCUGGAUGAAUAUUAAAGAAGUAUUGCCUUUUAUGGAAAAAUUUGCAUACACAAAAAGAGUAAAUAUUAAUGAGGAUGAUUAAAAUGUUUUAAAAAUAUAUGUCUAGUUACUAUUUCAUGGAUGUGAAGUAUGUAGAAUGAUGCAUAGAAAAGAUGAUAUGUUGGAUUAAUGUAAUAAAUAUGUAGAAAUUUUGAAUCGUUUGGGUAUCACUUUUGACUCUUUAAGAAAUCUAACCAAGGACGAAUUUCAUUAAGAAUUCAAAAAAUGGUUUUUGAUGUUGGCAAAAGCUUUUUAUUAUAUUGGUAAAUCAUAAUUCAAGGUUGGCUUUGAAAAGGAAGCACUUCGUAAUCUCUAUAAAUCGUGGUAAAUUUUUGAAUUAAUUUAUGGAAUGGAUGCACCAGCAACAAUUAAAGCAAGAGAUAAAUAUGAGAAAUUGAGUUAGAAAAUGGAAUUUGAGAUGAUUAUGGGAAAAGAGAAAGUGGACUUUUAAUAAUUUAAGGAGGAUUUAUAAAAGGAUGUUGGAUAAGAUCUACUCAAAAAAGUAAUUACACUGAAACCAAAUAAAAAUUUUAAUGUAUAUUUAUAUUAUUUAUUUAUUUAAGCAUCAUAUAAUUCAGUAAGUUAAAUCUUAUUAAUAAAUAGUAGGACAAUUAUCUUAACAUACAACUAAAUAUUAGAUGCCAGAAUAUGUUAAAAAAGUUAGAAUAGAAUAUGAAGAUAAAUUGAGAACAAUAUCAUUUUAAUAAAAAUAUGAUGAAUCCAACAAUAAAUAUAAGCAAUAUCAAAUAACAAAUAAGAAAUCUUCAUCUAGAGCUGUCUCCACUUAUAAUCAAUCUCUUUUACCUUAAGAUAGAUUAUUCUCUCCUAGAUUAUCCAAUGCAACCUUAUCUUAAAGGACUAGUCUCUAUUAAUUGGAUAAUCAUAUGGAUUAAUUAAAGUAAAUAUAUAUAUAAUAGAUUAUAUAGAUAAUAAUUAUAUACAACAGAAUUGAAGAAAGAUACAGUAGAUGAUUUAUUGUUAACUAGACCAUAAAUUAAAUCUGAAUAUAUAUUAUAAAAAAAGAAGAAUGAUAAUAAAUAAACUGAAUCAAUUUAACCUAUUAAAAAUAUAAGCAAAAAGAAAUUUGUAUCUAAUAGAUUAAUUCCACGUAUUUUAAAUAAAUAAAGUACUUAAAUAAUCCAUAUUAAAUCUGAUUCUCAAUAAAGUGAAUAAAAAAUACAUAAGUUGCAAACCAUCUAAGAUUAAAAUUUCCAAUAAUAAAUGGAUGAUUUGCAUGUUCCAUCUACAGAAUCUCUUUUAAUCUAAUAAUAAUAAUAAUAAUAAACAUAAUAGUUGCCAAUACUUUAAAAUGUCUUAACAGAAAUGUCAGAAUAAAGUGAGAAUCAUUUUGCUGAUUUACUAAAGAAAUAUACAAUGGAUUAGUUAAAUUUGGCAGCUUCUAUCAUUUAAUCUUGUUAUAGAAGAUAUAGUAAGAUUAUAAAGAAGAUAAAAUCUAUAUAAACUAUUGAUUUAACUCCUAUUAAUCUUCAUAGACCAAAUAAUGCUACAUAAAUUAGUGAAAAAUUUGAUAGUUAAUAGACAGGAAAGAAUCAAAUGAAAUUAUCUGUUAAAGAAAUGAAGAAUUCAGUAAGGAGAAGAAACUUUGGAUUUGAUUCUAUUGUUAGAGAAAUCAAAAAUACUGAUUCUGAAUAAAGUAGUUCUAAUAAAGCCAAAACUGUAUGUUACAUAAUUAUCAUAGUUAGUUUAAAUUAUUAAAGAAUUUUAUAAUUUACCUGAAUCAGAAUUAUAUUUCUUAUCUAAAUUAUUUUUUGAUUCAGAAAUUAAAAUAUGGAAACUUUCCAAUAUAUGGGUCAGAGCAUUUAGUGAUGCAAACUCUUAAAAUUAAGAUUCAGAAGAUGAUGAUGAAGUAAUAUAAAAUGAUAUAUCUCCAAGUGAAAUUUGUAUAUAUAUUUAAUAAAUUUCAAUUAGAAAAUUAACUGCAAUACAUAAUGAAUAUAUUUACCGAUGUUUAAUCAAUUAAAGCAUUACAAUUAAUAGUCUAUUUUAGAUUAUCUAAUGAUAAAUAACAAUAUACACUUAAUUUCAAAAUUAAUAGUUUUGCUAGUUAUUUGGAUGAAUAUUAAAGAUGGUUUUCCAAAGAUCGUCUAUAAAAUUUUAAUGGUUUAUUAAAUAUUUAUUGUAAAUAAUAAGCAUUACAUUAAUCUAAUAAAUGUAGAGCAAUUGUAUUUUCAAGUAUUGAUAAUGCACAUGAAAUAGUAAGUAAACUUUUAUAUGCUUUAAAAAAUCAUUAUUAUUUGAUUAGAUCAGUAGUUGGUUACAAAAUAGUUUCAAUGAAAGAUGUAAUAUAACAUUAAUUAUAACAUGAUAUUAUUGAUAUAAGAUCUUAUUACAAAAAUAAAUAAAUUGAGAAGGAAAACAAAAGAUAAAUGAUUUUAAGAUAAUUGAAAGUGGAACCAAUCAAAAUUAUUGAACGUCAAACUUAAGAAUUAUCAACUAUAUCAUCAUCAUCUAGACACAGAAGACAAUAACUCUUUAAUGAUGAAAUUAAGUAAUCUCAUGAAUAGAGUAUAGUAAUUUAAGAAUCUGAUGAUAAUAAAUCUGAAUAUUCUAAAGGAGGAAUCACAUCUUAAUCUCCAACUGAUUAAAAACAUUUUUCUAAUAAUUUUAAAUCUAUUGAGAAUAUUUCAGAAAAAGAUAUUAUAUAAGAAAUUCCAUUAAGAAAUCCUAAAAAAUAGUAUUCUGUUAUUCAUAAUAGAAAUACAAUGGCUAGUCCUAGAUUUGAUUCUAUUAUAUCUUCAUAAGCAUUAAUUCGUAAUACUGUUUAAAGAAAAACACAUGGUAGUCAUUUUUUGGAAUUUUCAAAGAAACAUAAAUUAGAUUUAACUAAAAAAGAAGAGUUUAAUUAUGAACCACCUAUUUCCAAAUAAAGUUUAGAUGAUUAAAGUAGAGAUAGAUCAUAAUCAGAUAUAUAAUUUCUUAAUGAUUAUCUACCUGAAUUCUAAUUUGCCAAUUUAGCUGAUUUUGAAGAUUAUUAACCAUAAGAAGGACCUACUAUUGAGUUUAAAAAUGUAUUCAAUUAUAAAUCUACUUACUUUCCACCUAGAGGUUUAAUCAUUCAACCAGAACCUGAAUAAUUUCUACCUGAAUAUCCUGAUAAAUUUAUAAUGAUGAAUGUAACAAUAAAGUAAGAUAAUUGUAUUAAAACUGGUUAUAUUCUCUAUGAAGAAGGUUCUACAUAUUUGAUAAUUGAUAAUAAAAAUGGGAAUAUAAUUAAACAAAUGAUUUAAAUAGAUUUAGGUAUUAGAUUGCCUAAUCGUCAAAAGAAAUUGUAAAUAUUGGAAUAAUUAAAUGAGAAAGAAAGUAGAUUUUAGAAACUAUCCUUAAUUGAAGAAUUAAAACAAUUGAAUUAUAGACAUACAUAAAUUAUGUUAGAUAGAUAUGUUAAAAGAAUUAAUCAUUAUGAUGAAUUUAUACAUAAUGAAAUCCAUUAGUAAUUAUAUAGUAAUCAAAUUCUACCUCCUACUUAAAUUAAAUAUCUUAAUACUACUGAAAGAAGAGUUUCAUUUGAAUUAUUAUAAGAAUAAAAUAGAACUGAAACAGAAGAAGGUAUGUAAUUGAAAAUAGAAACUGGUAUUAAAGAAUCUAAUGAAGAAGUAAUUGAUAACAAAUCUUUUCUUACUUAUAGAUCUAAAUUCAAUAUUAAUAAAAAUAAAUUUUAUUAUUUUGAAGAGAAUCUUAAUUUAAAAGUGGAAAUCAAUUUUAGAGAAGUUAAAAUUUUAGACACAAAGCUUUUGUAUCUUAGUGAUUAAUAAGCAAAGUAAGAUUUACUUGUACUUAAAAAGAAUAUGCAUGAAUUAAUAAGACAUUAGAAACUUUUAUUGAAGAUCAUUAUUUAUAAUCCUAAUCAACAUUUAUAUUAUUUUCGUACUAUUAAAUCAAUUUAAGAUAUUGAGAAGAUGCUUCAUAUUUUCAUUAAACCAUAAUUGAUAGGAUAUUAAAUUAAAUCAUAAGCUAAAUUAUAAAGGAAAUUAAUAGGGAGAGCUUUAUAAUUUAAUAGAUAAUUUAUAAGUUUAGAGGAAAGAAAUAGAGAUAAAUUUAGUACUUUAGAUUAAUUUUUAUUAAUGUAUAUAAUUGAUCCUUUAUAAUUCAUAAAUAAUGAAAAUCAUAGAUUAUUAAAAUAAACAAUUCUAUUUUAUUAUUUCAAAUAAUAAUUGAAAUUGACUUUAAUAUCUUCAAGUCGUUUAAGAUAUUUCAUGAAAACCUAUUUUCAUCGUAAAACUUUUAAUGCUUAAAGUAAAGUAAGUAAUAUAGGAAAAGUAUUUGUAGAAUGUGAAGUAUAUUAAUUUAAUGAAUUUUAUGCUGAUUAAUAAACCAAUGAUCAUACAUAUUUUUAUUUUUAAAUUACUCCUUAAGAAAGUAGAACAAAAAUAUUUAAAUUAGUAUUGGAUUUUGCUGAUAUUAAAAGUAUUUGUAAUAAAGUGACAUCACAUAAUUGUUUUUAAAAUAAAGUAUUACAUGAAAUUAUUAAAAUAUUGACUGCUUAUUUAGUAUGUUAUAGAACAAAUACUUAUCAUGGAAUCAAAAUUCCUUUAUCAUAUAUUGCAAGUCAAUCUAAAUAUGAUCUUCAUAAUACUUUUACUGAAGUAACAUAUGGAAGUAAUAUUCUAGAAGAAUAAUAACAUGCUAGAUCUUCUCAUCCAAAAUUAUCUAUUUUAAUUAGUGAUCCUACUCUUAGAAAAAAGUCUUAAGCAUAAAUUAUGGAUGUAUAAAUUGAUAAUUUAUAAAUGCCAGAAGAAGCAAAUAAAGUAUUAAAAAACACUACUUUGUUAACACCAAUAUUUAGAGGAUAGAAAUUUAUUUAUAAAACUACAAAAAUUGUAAAUAACAUGUAUGUCAUUAUUACUAUAUCUUAUUUAUCUCUUAAUAAAUUUUAAAUAGGAUUGUAUAUACCAUAAACAUGUAGAAAUUUCAGUUGUUAUAUUUCAUCAAAUGAUUUCUAAAAUAUGAAUCCUGUCUUUUUAGAAUCUAUAUUUCCAUCAUGUUUAGUCACCAAAGAAACUAUUGAUUAAUUUUAUAUUAAUAGAUGGAAAUUCUCUGAAAUGAAUAAAAUUUAUGAAAUGGCUGUCAAUCAUCCAGAUGAAUUUGAAGAUUUUUAUAGUGAAAUGCGUAGUCAAGCUAGAGCUAUUCCUCAAUCUGAAUUGUAAAAAUUAACUGAAAGCAAAGUCUCUAUUAAUAAUGAAGAUGAAUUCUUAGAAAAACCUUAUGAUGAUACUCCAAAAAUACUUGAUUCCUUUAGUGAUUAAAGUAGAUAAAAUGGCAGAUCUUCAACUUAACCUCCUCUAUUUAUGAAAAAAUAAUUCUCUAAGUAAUUUUCAGUAUAAAAUUCUAUUGCUCAAACUAUGAGAUUAUCAUUACCAACAUCAUAAUUUUAAUAGAAAACAGAUAAAAGUCUCUUUUAUAGAAAUAGUCCUCGUGUAUCCAAUUAAGAUAGUUUGGAAAAUUUGUAUUCAAGUGAUAAAGAUUUAUUUUUUAAUUAAAUUCUUGUAAGAAAAAAUAAUCUUGAUAUGAUUUCUACUUUUGAAAUAAAAAUUUGGGAAUCUCUUAUAGAUAAAGUUAAAAUUACUAAAAAUCAAUAAAAUAGAUUUAUACUCAAUCUUGAUACAUUUAAAGGAGUAUUGAGAGAGAAUUUAUAUACAUAAGUAGUAUAUUUAGGUAAUGAAGUAAAUGCCUUAUUUGAAGUAUUUGUUGAAAAUGUUAAAAAACCUUUUAAUAUGUUGAAACCAUAUAUACCAAUUAGAUUAAAUGAGAGUUAGAAUUUUCAAUUGUAUUAAAGAAUUACUCUUUUUGAACAACCUAAAAUAGUAAAUUUUAAAUUGAUGCUAAGGAAAGUAUUAUACAGUUAUUAUAAUGAUGAAAGAAGAAACCUUUAGAAUUUAAAAUUGAAUGAUUGUAGUUUAGAUCAAUAUGAAUUUAUUGAAUCUGAUAUCUAAAAGUGUUCAGUAUAUAUGUUAAAUAAAUUAAAAAAAUAACUAAAAUUGAAUCCCUUCAAAUUUAUUGUUUAAGAUGUAUAAGGAGAUGAAAAAUGUCCAUAAGUAAUUAAAGUGAAUGCAAAUUAUGAAUAAUACUCUUCUUUCAAAGUAAAUUAUUAAUAUUUAUUAUAUUAGUCUUAUUAAUAUACAUUGUUAAAGAGGAUGAUAUUUAUAAUGAGGCCUACACAAAUCUAUAUUUCAAUAUUUUAUUAAGAAAAGAAAAAAAAAUUUUGGUUAUAUUUUGAAAGUAUGAAAAAUUGCAAAAAUACAACUAUCAAAUAUCAUUUAAAAGAAAUUCAAAACUGUAUUCCUAAUGCAAUAGGUCUAUUGAAUUUGGGAUUACAUUAAGAAUUAGGUAAUAGAAUAUAUAGAAGUUUUAAAAACAGACUUUUAGUCUCCACACAUUAAUUAUUAUUAUGA